Messenger RNA from Odobenus rosmarus divergens (Pacific walrus), 1678 nucleotides. It is a transcript of the gene LTV1, whose product is annotated as LTV1 homolog (S. cerevisiae). Lineage: Eukaryota; Metazoa; Chordata; Mammalia; Carnivora; Odobenidae. Gene Ontology annotation, cellular component: cytosol; nucleus; preribosome, small subunit precursor. The coding region runs from base 147 to 1571 and encodes 474 amino acids. Gene Ontology annotation, biological process: ribosomal small subunit export from nucleus; ribosomal small subunit biogenesis. The transcript has 11 exons. The record is from RefSeq and is a predicted model, not a curated record.
AUCCCGGCGUUGCACGUGUGAAGCGGCCUAAGGCCGCCGCUGUGAGCCGGGCAUUGUCGCCGUUCGUGUGGUAGCGAGUCACUUCUCCGGGACGAGGGGAGUGCAGCUGCCGGCCUUCUCUGGGGUGAGCGCCGCACGGCUGCAACAUGCCUCACAGGAAGAAAAAGCCUUUUAUAGAGAAGAAGAAAGCUGUGUCUUUUCACCUGGUCCAUCGGAGUCAACGAGAUCCUUUAGCAGCAGAUGAGACUGCACCCCAGAGGGUUCUGUUACCCACCCAGAAAAUAAAUGAUGAAGAGAGGCGAGCAGAACAGAGGAAGUAUGGCGUGUUCUUUGAUGAUGACUAUGACUAUCUGCAGCACCUGAAGGAACCAUCUGGGCCCUCAGAGCUUAUUCCCAUAAGUACUUUCAGUGCACCCGACAGAAGAGAUGAAAAAGAGGAAACUUUAGUAAUUUCAACCACGGGAAUUAAGUUGCCGUCAUCAGUAUUUGCAUCAGAGUUUGAGGAAGAUGUUGGAUUGUUGAAUAAAGCAGCUCCUGUUUCAGGACCUCGGCUGGAUUUUGAUCCUGACAUUGUCGCGGCUCUUGAUGAUGAUUUUGACUUUGAUAAUCCAGACAAUCUGCUUGAAGAUGAUUUUAUUCUUCAGGCCAAUAAGCCAACAGAAGAAGAGGGAACGGAUAUACGGAAAUCUGAGGCCGAAGAUGACAGUGAGUGGGAAGACAUGGAUGAUGAGAAGGAAGGAGGUAGUGAUGACGAUAACUAUGGCUCUGCGGGCUCAUCAGAUGAGGCCAUGUCUGUCCCUGGAAAACCUCUUGGGACUGUAGAAAAUCACUUAUUCUGGGAAGAGGAGACGAAAAGUCGCUUUACUGAAUAUUCUAUAACAUCUUCAGUUAUGAGGAGAAAUGAGCAGCUGACUCUUCAUGAUGAGAGAUUUGAGAAGUUUUAUGAGCAAUAUGAUGAUGAUGAAAUUGGAGCUCUGGAUAAUGCUGAAUUGGAAGGUUCCAUUCAAGUAGACAGCAAUCGCUUAGAGGAAGUCUUGAAUGACUACUACAAAGAGAAGGCAGAGAAUUGUGUAAAACUGAAUACUCUUGAACCCUUCGAGGAUCAGGACUUGCUAAUGAAUGAACUUGAUGGGUCUGAGGAGGAAGAGGUUAUUACUGUAGUUCUUGAAGAAGCCAAAGAGAAGUGGGAUUGUGAAUCUAUUUGUAGUACAUACUCAAAUUUAUAUAACCAUCCACAACUUAUCAAGUAUCAACCAAAGCCCAAACAAAUCCAAAUAUCUUCUAAAACAGGAAUGCCUCUCAAUGUCUUACCUAAGAAAGGACUCACAGCAAAACAAGUUGAACGAAUGCAGAUGAUUAAUGGCAGUGAUUUGCCAAAGGUGUCAACCCAACCUCGAUCUAAAAAUGAAAGCAAAGAAGAUAAAAGAGCAAGAAAACAAGCUAUAAAAGAGGAGCGCAAGGAACGGAGAGUGGAGAAGAAAGCUAACAAAUUAGCCUUCAAACUGGAGAAAAGAAGGCAGGAAAAGGAGCUCUUAAACUUGAAGAAGAACGUUGAGGGGCUAAAGCUAUGACAGUAGAACAUUUAGGAUAAGGUGCCUUCCCCACUGCGGCUCCUCGUUAUGUUCAGUAUUGAACAGGGACCUGCAGAGAGACAAAACUAUUUAAUCUGCCAUUUUUA